Messenger RNA from Fusarium pseudograminearum CS3096, 1419 nucleotides. RefSeq lists its product as uncharacterized. Bases 1 to 1419 code for a protein of 472 amino acids. Gene Ontology annotation, cellular component: nucleus; nuclear origin of replication recognition complex. The transcript is spliced from 3 exons. The record is from RefSeq and is a predicted model, not a curated record. Gene Ontology annotation, biological process: DNA replication; DNA replication initiation. NCBI's taxonomy places the organism in Eukaryota, Fungi, Ascomycota, Sordariomycetes, Hypocreales, Nectriaceae. Gene Ontology annotation, molecular function: DNA replication origin binding.
AUGGCGCCUCUCUUUAGUCUCCCAGAUGAAGGCAUACUGACACCCUUAUUCGAAUCUUAUCCCUGCCGAGAGCAUCAGAUUCGUUCCCUAGCAACGCUCUUGCAUCCUGAUACAGCUCCUUGCCGAAACCUGGUAGUCCACGGUGCGACAGCAACAGGAAAGUCCGCCAUCGUUUCACAGCUCGUCUCCGACAUAGUCACAAAUAUCAACAACGAUGCCUCCUCGGGCGGACUACAGGCUGUAGUGGUCAAUUCUGUGCAAUGCAUCACAGGACGGCAUCUAUUCGAGAGUAUAGUCGGACAAGUGGCCGAGGUGCUACAGUGGGAAGAAGUACCGCGACGAUGCGAAACGUUGGCGCAGUUGACGGUCGAGCUGGUCAAGAUGAUCCAGUAUCCUAAAAGGGAUCCUCGAUGGCGUUUCGUCCUGGUGCUAGAUGCGAUUGAUCGACAGAAAGAUGCGCCUCCUACAUUAUUGCCUGCUUUGGCGAGAUUGUCAGAAAUUAUUCCGUCUCUCACAUGCGUCUUCAUCGUCACAUCCCCGCCGGCCGGAUUCCUACGAUCACCCUCCUCAGCCCACCUCCUGUUUCCACCGUACGAGAAGAAAGAAUUCGUCCGCAUUCUAUCUAUUGCGCCACCAAAGCCUAUUGCUACAUGUACACAACAAGAAACCGUUGAUCUCUGGACUCGCUUCUGUGCCGCAGUAUACGACUCCCUUACGAAAUCCGCCUCCCGAACGUUACCUUCAUUUAAACAUAGCUGCCACGCACUUUGGCCACGCUUCACAGCCCCUAUCUUAGCUGGAACGCAUCUACCGAAAGAGUUCUCGAAACUCCUUAUCGCAGGCAGAGUGCAUUUCCAGGAUGAGUCUUUGCUUAACCCGAGCAUUGUCUCUGUUCGACCGAAGAACAAGCCUGUCGAGACUACGUCGACGAAACCUACAGCCUCUGCGACCGAUCUUACAAAUCUCCUUCCCACGACCGCUCGUCUUAUUCUCCUAUCAGCCUAUCUCGCCUCUCAUAACGCAACCCGUCAUGACCUGACGCUCUUCUCAACAUAUCACCACGGUCGCAAACGCCGUCGGGGAGGUGGCGUUGCCCGAGGGACCACCCGUACGAAGCACCGAAAGAUUGCUCGUAAACUGCUUGGCGCACAUGCUUUUGUUCUCGAACGCAUGAUGGCCAUAUUCGCUGCCGUGCGAGGCGAGUGGGCAGACGGCACUACCGUUGGCGCAGCAGGACUUGACGCAGAUGUAGCUAUGGCUAUAUCGACGCUUGCUAGCUUGCGGUUGCUGACACGGGUGGGAGGCGCAGGAGAUGUGAUGGAUCGAGGAGGCAAGUGGAGGAUUAAUGUUGCUUGGGAAGUGAUACGUGGAAUAGGAAGAAGCAUAGGGGUGGAGGUUGAAGAAUGGCUGAUAGAUUAA